AUGGCUGUCGACGGCGUUUCCCUACGGACGAUGUAUCGCCAGCUGUCAGACUCUGGGCCCUGUGUCAUGAUCGUGGAGGAUUCCAGCAACUGCAUUUUCGGGGCCUUCCUGAGCGAGGGCUUGAGGUCCGCCCUGCUUCGCCAGCACUUGUUCAGGUUGUCAAGCACCAUGUUCGGAGUGCGGUUGAAAGCACCGCUUAGCAGUCGAGCCUCGAGCUCAUGUGCUUCGCGAUCGAGCGCGGGCGCUCCGCGCUCACAGCCGCAGACGCCACUCCGACCUCUUCCUGCGGGCGCAGCGGCUUCCGCCCAGAGCUCCCGGCUGGGUCCCGUAGCCGCCGGGCUUUUGUCGGGCCUGUCAGUGGGAAAGCUCCGGAGGCACAACACUUUCAGACGGUCGACACAAGCGGCCGAGAGCCUAGAGCGCCUAAAUCAGCUUGCCAAAGAAUCAGAUCAGUCUUGGCUCGACCAGCUCUCACCUGAUCCAGAAACAGAGCUGCAUGUGCCCAACACGGACCCUCGCGAGGUCAAGUCCGGCCACUACGUGGAAGUGUGGCCGACACCCCUGCCAGACCCAAAGCUGGUCAUUUAUUCGCAGGAGGUUGCGCAGAUGUUAAGCAUCCCCGAGGACGAGGUUAAGUCUGGCUCCUUCACGGCCUUUUUCUCCGGACAGAGAACAGAGGUUCCUACUCUCAGGUCUUGGUGUACCCCGUAUGCUCUGGCCAUCAUGGGUCAGCGCAUGGUGUCGAACUGCCCCUUUGGCAACGGCAACGGGUAUGGUGAUGGCCGGGCCAUCUCUGUCGGGGAGCUUUUAGCUGAGAGCGGGCGCUGGGAGCUGCAACUGAAGGGCGCCGGGCGCACGCCCUUCUGCCGAGGAGGCGAUGGCCGCGCGGUGCUGCGCUCAUCCAUCCGCGAAUUCCUGGCGUCAGAAGCCAUGCAUCAUCUAGGAGUGGAAACCACGCGUGCGUUGUGCCUGGUGGUCUCUGGUUCAGAGACUGUCCGGCGCCCGUGGUAUGCCGAAGAUGGCAACCCCAUAGGAAACCUGUACGCCUCCCGAGAGCCCAACACGAUGGUGCAGGAGGCCUGCGCGAUCACCACAAGGGUUGCACCGAGCUUCCUGCGGGUUGGCCACGUCGACCUCUUCGCGCGGCGCGCGGCGGCCAGCCCCGAAGGGCCUGCCAUGACAGAGUUGGAGCAGAUCGUGGAGCACGCCCUCUUCCGGGAGUACCCCGAGAUCGCUCAACGCCCAGAGCCACUGCCCGACCGUGCGGUGGCCAUGCUGGAGGCCUUUGCAGACCGGCUUGCACUGCUGGUGUCUGGCUGGCUCCGCGUCGGCUUCUGUCAGGGGAACUUCAACUCUGACAACUGCCUGGUCGGUGGCCGAACCAUGGACUACGGGCCCUUCGGCUUCAUUGACCGCUAUGACCCGCUCUUUGCCAAGUGGACCGGCUCCGGGGAGCACUACGGCUUCCUGAACCAGCCCCAGGCUGCUAUGGCCAACUACCACACGCUUGUCACUUCCGUGGCCGUGCUUCUAAAGGAGCGGGCCCAGGAGGAGGCAGUGCGGCUCAUCGAGGCGGGCGCGCAGAAGAUUCGCGCAGCUGUCCAGGACGUCUUCGCCAAGAAGCUCGGCUUUGCUUCCAGCAAUGAUGCUACCGCAGAGCUUUGGAAGGAGCUCGAGCCGCUCCUGCGCAAGUCGAAGAUCGACUAUACCAUUUUCUGGCGUCAGCUGAUCCCGGUGUUGGACAACGAGGGCGAGCUCGGGCAUCUCGAUCGUGCAUUUUACGAGCCACCAUCUGAUGAGCUCAAGCAGGAGUGGGAGGUGUGGCUGAGGAAGUGGGCUUCGGCAGUCACUUCUGCAGAAGGGGAUGGUUCUGAUGGACGCCAACAAGUCAUAUCGAGACUUCGCGCGGAAAACCCAAAGUAUGUGCCUAGGGAGUGGAUGCUUGUGGAGGCCUACACCAAGGCUGCGGAGGGUGAUUACAGCGUCGUUCAGGAGCUGUACAACUUGUUCAAGCAACCCUACGACGAACAGCCUGCAUUCGAGCAGCAAUAUUACAGCCGUGGCCCGGAUAAUGUGGUCAGCAGAGGAGGGGUCGCGUACAUGACCUGA
Messenger RNA from Symbiodinium natans, 2109 nucleotides. Lineage: Eukaryota; Dinophyceae; Suessiales; Symbiodiniaceae. The record is from the annotation of a GenBank genome assembly.